CGGCCACGGCGGGGAACGCGGCGGCGCGUGGGAGCGGGGGGGAGGGGCGGGGAAAGCUCUAGUAGCGGCGGCGGCGGACGGUGGCAGGGUGUUGCGGCAGCCAUGGGGGCGCGGGGCACGAGUCGCCUCUGGUGGGGCAUCGUAAGCUGCACGUUGUUCCUGGCUGUUAAUGGUCUAUAUUCGGCCAGUGAUGAUGUGAUAGAGCUAACGCCAACAAACUUCAACAGGGAGGUCCUUCAGAGUGAGAGCUUGUGGCUUGUGGAGUUUUAUGCCCCAUGGUGUGGUCAUUGUCAAAGACUAACCCCUGAGUGGAAGAAAGCAGCAACAGCAUUAAAAGGAGUAGUGAAAGUAGGUGCAGUAGAUGCUGAUAAGCAUCAGUCCUUGGGCGGGCAAUAUGGCGUCAGAGGGUUUCCAACUAUCAAGAUUUUUGGAGCCAACAAAAACAAAGCGGAAGAUUAUCAGGGUGGCAGGACAAGUGAAGCCAUUGUUGAUGCUGCUCUAAGUGCUCUUCAGUCCCUGGUAAAAGACCGUAUUAGUGGCAGAAGUGGAGGAUAUAGUUCUGGGAAACAGAGACGAGAGAGCGGAGGUGGAGAUAAGAAGGAUGUGAUUGAGCUGACUGAUGACAGCUUUGAUAAGAACGUCAUAAAUAGUGACGAUGUGUGGAUGGUGGAGUUCUACGCCCCGUGGUGUGGGCACUGCAAAAAUUUGGAGCCAGAAUGGGCAGCUGCUGCCACUGAAGUGAAGGAGCAAACUAAGGGAAAAGUAAAGCUGGCUGCAGUAGAUGCAACAGUCAAUCAGAUGUUGGCAGGCCGAUAUGGGAUUCGUGGAUUUCCCACAAUCAAAAUCUUUCAAAAAGGAGAAGAUCCUGUUGAUUAUGAUGGUGGAAGAACCAGGUCUGAUAUCAUUGCUCGUGCUCUGGAUCUGUUUUCUGAUAAUGCACCACCACCUGAGCUCCUGGAGAUCAUUAGUGAAGAUGUUCUGAAGAGUACCUGCGAUGCUCAUCAGCUCUGCAUCAUUUCUGUCCUGCCUCAUAUUCUUGACACAGGAGCCUCAGGGAGGAAUUCUUACUUGGAUGUCAUGUUAAAAAUGGCUGAAAAAUACAAAAAGAAAAUGUGGGGAUGGCUGUGGACAGAAGCAGGUGCUCAGUCAGAUCUUGAGAGCUCUUUGGGGAUUGGAGGCUUUGGGUAUCCAGCAAUGGCAGCUGUUAAUGCACGGAAGAUGAAAUUUGCCCUUCUGAAAGGAUCUUUCAGUGAGCAGGGGAUUAAUGAGUUUCUCAGGGAGCUCUCUGUUGGCCGUGGCUCUACAGCACCAGUGGGUGGUGGAGCUUUCCCUAAAAUUAACAUAGUUGAAGCUUGGGAUGGCAAAGAUGGUGAGCUUCCAGUGGAAGAUGAUAUUGAUCUCAGUGAUGUGGAUCUUGAUGACUGGGAUAAAGAUGAGCUGUGAGAUCUUCAGGAAACCUCUUUUCUUGGGAGAGUUUGUGCAGUGGUUUGCAACCUGGUUCACAAUCAAAUGGAUAUUCCAGUGGCCUUUCUAUGGAAAAGUAGCACAUGACACACCGUGCUAUUUAAUCCACUGCAGCAGUGAACUGUACGCAUCUCAAGAAAACAUUGCAAAAAUUCUAUGAAUUGUUGUAACCAGUAAACUUGAUUGUAUUCUGUGUAACAAAUAUUUUGAGGACAACAUGGAUCUUUCUUUGAAACACCUUGGGUUUUAUUUUUUUGAGACAGUAUGUGCUAUUUGAAUGUUACUGAAGGUUGUUAGUGUAACCGAUUUUAAAUGUGUGUUUUUUAUUGAGGUGGAACCUGGUCAGCUUCUGUUUCAGUUAAAGAAUAAAACAAAAUAUUUUCAACACACAGUGUUAGUCUUGUACAGAGUAACAAGGGUGCACAUGAUAAAAACUAUCCAGGUUUGAAUGACUCUGAAAAAUGAACUGUAAGAUAGACUGGUGAGAGUGGAGUCCUAAACCACCCCCCUGCUGUGAAAGAGCUUUAAUGAUUUGGCCUAAAGCCUGAUUAGACAAUCUUAGUAUAAAUGCUCUUUAGUCUUCCUUUUCCUCUUCCUUCUCAGGGGCUUUCUCUUUCUUUGUGCUAGAAUUGAUAUGAUCAUUAAUACAAUGAAAGUUGGGUUGCUGCUCAAAUGGGAGAUGCAUCUAGUAGAAACUGAUGCUGAACUGGGAGCUGUUGGUCUUUCCCCGGGGUGAGCAGCGAAGCUAAUCCCAGUUUAUGGCUUGAGAGGGUGCUGACAGAAAAGGACUGAAUUGCUGUGUCCAGUAAAGUGGCUCUGACAUUUUUUGACUUCCCGUCUGGUAUUGUUUUGAUUUGAAUUGUAAUUUUCUUGGAAGGGGGAUCAGGAGAUAGUUGCUGCUUUUUUUUUGGUAAUAAAAAUACACUUGUAUUA
Molecule: messenger RNA, 2397 nt
Organism: Dromaius novaehollandiae (emu)
Lineage: Eukaryota; Metazoa; Chordata; Aves; Casuariiformes; Dromaiidae
Gene: PDIA6
Product: protein disulfide isomerase family A member 6
Exons: 13
Coding region: 103-1443 (446 amino acids)
Biological process (GO): response to endoplasmic reticulum stress
Cellular component (GO): endoplasmic reticulum lumen
Molecular function (GO): protein-disulfide reductase activity; protein disulfide isomerase activity
Source: RefSeq, a predicted model, not a curated record